Molecule: messenger RNA, 483 nt
Organism: Penicillium mononematosum
Lineage: Eukaryota; Fungi; Ascomycota; Eurotiomycetes; Eurotiales; Aspergillaceae
Exons: 1
Coding region: 1-483 (160 amino acids)
Source: RefSeq, a predicted model, not a curated record
AUGUCCUGGGAUUGGCGAAGUGCGCUAAUCACUUAUUGCACGCUCUGUCUCGCUUACCGCGAAUACAGCGCAGCUCAAGAGGCUAGACGAGUUCUUCUGUGCCCAACUCGGGCGUGUUGGAGACGUCUUUUGCCGGAGACUGAUCCGAGAGCAACUCCCGAUCUCGAGCAGAACCCUGACGGCCAAGAACAUGAGUUGGAUGACCUGGCCAUGGUUAUCUGCCCUCCAUCCCCUCUUCCUCUCUCUCCCUCCUGGCCCCGGACCCGGUUGAACAGACGGAAGACGGACCUUACCCUAACCGUCGAAGACCAACUACAAGGCCUUGAGCAACAGAAGGCUCGGGUCAUCAUGCAGGAGAUCGCCUUUUGGACCAACUUGUUCACUAAGAGCAAGUCGUUCUCAAGUGCACGUAUACCACGAAGACGGGCCAAAAGGCCAAACUCACCUCGCGCGAUCAAGUCACCCUCCUUCCAUUGCUCUUGA